CUCCCUUCUUUCUCCCUAAAAUAAAAGAAAAGUCCUUUUCUUUUCUUUUCAAGAGUUUUAAAUCUAUACCUGAAGCUGAUCUUCAGCUAAGACGAAUCAACAGUGUUGUUGGAUCGUCUCAGCAAGGUAGCAGCCAUGGGGAUUGAGAAAGCUGUUUCUGGAAACACCAUACCAUUCAAUGGUCGUCCUGUAACUCGUGCCUUUGCGUCUGCUCUGCGUGCUUCUUCUAAUCUGAUAACAUCUUCAGAAGUGGCUGAUACUACUACACUGAUCAACCAAGGAAGGGUUCUGAGACCAAACAGUAAAAGAACAGCUUUGGAUGAUAAGAAAGGCAAUGCACCUAAGAGGCGAGCUGUUCUUAAUGAUAUCACAAACGUUUCGUGCGAGGUUUCUUACAGAAGAUGCUUCAAUGCAGCUAAAAUUCAGGUGGAGAAUAUCAAACAGAUAAAGAAGGGAAGGGCAAGUUCUUCCAAGGUGGCAUCAUCUUCUACUACUUCAGAAGUUAUAGAUGCAAAGGUACAUGGCUGUACAGCCACGAGCUUAGGCACAAACGAAGCGUCUUGUAGCUUUAUCGAAAAGCCGAGUUCGAGGUUGCCUCCAAGACCUCCUGGGAGAUCAACUUCUACAGUUGAAAGAAGCUAUGUUGAAGGAAGUUCCACUGUGACAAGUAGCUCAAAAUUCAUUGACAUUGAUUCAGAUGAUAAGGAUCCUCUACUCUGUAGCAUAUAUGCACCUGAAAUCCACUACAACCUGCGUGUUGCUGAGCUUAAACGCAGACCACUAUCUGGUUUUAUGGAGAGAACACAAAGAGAUGUGACUAAGACAAUGAGGGGAAUCCUAGUUGAUUGGCUUGUAGAGGUCUCAGAGGAAUACACACUUGUACCUGACACUCUCUACCUCACAAUACAUCUCAUAGAUUGGUUUCUACAUGGGAACUACAUUGAAAGACAAAGACUUCAGUUACUCGGCAUCACUUGUAUGCUCAUUGCUUCGAAGUAUGAGGAAAUCUAUGCACCACGCAUUGAAGAGUUCUGCUUCAUCACGGACAACACUUACACAAGAGAUCAGGUCUUGGAGAUGGAGACUCAAGUACUGAAGCAUUUUAGUUUUCAGAUUUACACUCCAACUUCAAAAACAUUCCUCAGGAGAUUUCUCAGAGCAGCUCAAGCUUCUCACGUGAUGCCAAGUGUGGAAAUGGAGUUUCUAGCGAAUUAUCUGACGGAGUUGACGUUAAUAGAGUAUGAGUUCUUGAAGUAUCUUCCUUCGGUUAUAGCUGCUUCUGCUGUUUUUCUUGCCAAGUGGACUAUGAACCAAUCAAGCCACCCUUGGAAUCCAACGCUAGAGCAUUACACAACGUACAAAGCCUCGGAUCUUAAAGCAUGUGUUCAGGGCUUGCAAGAACUGCAGCUUAACACCAAAGGAUGUCCUUUAAACUCUAUACGUAUGAAGUACAAACAAGACAAGUUCAAAUCCGUGGCGGUGUUCACUUCUUCGGAGUUACCUGAUAGGCUAUUUUGCUAAAAAAAGAGACUAAACCGAGCGGUUUAUCAUUUCCUGACCGAUAUAACAUUUCUUAUGUUCCGGUUUGUCGUCCUUGAGUUCAUUUUCACCUGUAACUCUCUGUUAAAUAAAACAGUAAUCAAUUUUUCCACGGUAUAAUCCGGUUUAG
Messenger RNA from Eruca vesicaria subsp. sativa (arugula), 1669 nucleotides. The record is from the annotation of a GenBank genome assembly. NCBI's taxonomy places the organism in Eukaryota, Viridiplantae, Streptophyta, Magnoliopsida, Brassicales, Brassicaceae.